GAAGGUGUCUCACUCAGAAUGCGAUAAUUUGACGUUGUUUUUUAACUCAAUUCAAUUAUCAAAUAUACAAAUUCUUUACUCGUUAACUUUCUUAUUCCGAGAAUCAAAUGGCGAAGUAUGUAGGAUAUAACCGAUGGAACACAUAUUUCAUUCACCUGCUGUUCUUCUACAUUAAUUUAUUUCUGGCGGACGGACAGCCGUUUGGAAGUGCGUGUGGUUCUAGAGCAAAUGCUUAUUACGAAGAACACUGUUACUAUGUUGGACGAUCAAAGACUGACUGGUAUAAAGCAAAGACGGCCUGUAUUGAAUCAAGGGCUAGUGACAUAAUAGUAAUUAGUAACCAGAACGAAAAUGACAAGCUCCUUCAUUACGGUUGGUAUGGCAGAUAUACUGGCAAUACCACCGAAGUGUGGAUAGGGUACCGCUAUAAUACAUCAUCGGAGAUGUGGGAAUGGGACUCAGGCUCAGGAAACUCGACAUUUGAAAAUUGGAAGGACGGCGAACCCACAUUAACUAAUGGUCACUGUGCGGCUCUUGACGCAGAAACCGGUCUAUGGAGUGCACGCAGUUGUAACGAGAGUAUAAGAUAUGUCUGCGAAAAUCAUUACUUAUACUUAUUGGAAAAUAAAGUUGAAGUUGAUGUUGAAGUAGAAUCAUAA
This is a messenger RNA of Anneissia japonica, 659 nucleotides long. Its product is annotated as C-type lectin 1-like. The transcript is spliced from 4 exons. The record is from RefSeq and is a predicted model, not a curated record. Lineage: Eukaryota; Metazoa; Echinodermata; Crinoidea; Comatulida; Comatulidae. Bases 108 to 659 code for a protein of 183 amino acids.